Messenger RNA from Oldenlandia corymbosa var. corymbosa, 1083 nucleotides. The record is from the annotation of a GenBank genome assembly. NCBI's taxonomy places the organism in Eukaryota, Viridiplantae, Streptophyta, Magnoliopsida, Gentianales, Rubiaceae.
AUGGGUUCAGAAAUCGUUGAGUCAGCCAAUCUAGGUAUAGAAUUGAUAUACCCGAGAAUUUCUAAAAAUUCUAAUGGGAAGAGAAUCGUUGACCCCAAUGGAGUAUCUAAAAAUUCAUCGGUAUCGGCGGGUGAUGUAUUUCUAAAAUUCCGUGAUUUCUUAAAGAAGUUGGGUCUGCUGUUUAAAUUGGAGAAGCUGCAGAAUGUUCGAUUUGGGGAGCAAAAAGUGAUUGAUUCGGAGGAUUUCACAAAGUUAUCCUCAGAAACUAAUGAUUUAUGGCAGAAGCUCGAGAAAGGCCUCGUCUUUCAGGACCCGUCGCAUCAAGCCGACCUAAUUUCCAAGAUGGAUAAGUGGAUUGAUUAUUUCACAUCCAUCGUCUCUCUCGAUUCUCUUCUUCUUCAACCGACGAAAACAGCAUCCACCGUCGUCUCAAGGUUUCAACGGAAGGAGGAAGACGGCGGGACUGAGGAAGAAGAGGAAGAAUGGGAUUUCAAACUACGAGUUUAUUCCUUGGGGCAUAUGUGGAAGGGUAUUGACAGUGCGCCGAUUUCUCCUCCUUCCUGGAUAAACCUCAGGGAUAUAUGUGAGAAGCUAUUCAGGAAGAGGUUGAUUUCUUGUAUCUUGCAUCCGGGAAAGGAGGCCACAGUUAUAGCUUUUUGUGGGUUGGAAUCAGGUGUUGCUACUACCCUGGCUGAAGAAGUUUAUCAUGACUACUUGGUGCGCCAACAUUUCCAUUGCAUUGCCUGGGCUCGGGUAGGGGACGACCCCAACCCAGGAAGGAUAAUAAAAGAUUUGUUGAUUUCCCUCACUUGCCAUAGAUGGGAAGUCCUGAAUAUUUAUUUAGGCAUUUCUGCCUUUUAUAUGCCACCCAUGCUUUAUGCUUACUUGAAGGAUAAGAGGUUUCUACUUGUUUUGGAGGAUGUUCGGGAUAUGAAUCUUUUUGACGCGCUCUGCUAUUCUUUCCCGUUGUUAUCCGUAACCGGCAACAGGCUGUUGUUAACCACUCCUAGGGAUCAAGAUGAAGUCGUUCAGCCAUUGAAGUAUUUGAUCGAGCGACUUCAUGCCGAGAUAUUCACUCACUAA